Perkinsus marinus ATCC 50983 is the source of this 1812-nucleotide messenger RNA. RefSeq lists its product as hypothetical. Gene Ontology annotation, biological process: proteolysis. The record is from RefSeq and is a predicted model, not a curated record. NCBI's taxonomy places the organism in Eukaryota, Perkinsozoa, Perkinsida, Perkinsidae. The coding region runs from base 1 to 1812 and encodes 603 amino acids. Gene Ontology annotation, molecular function: dipeptidase activity; cysteine-type exopeptidase activity. The transcript is spliced from 11 exons.
AUGCGUUACUCAUCUUUGUUAUUGCUGAGUGGCCUCGACAUAGCUCUGGGAUCAACCCUUCAGAGUGCUAGCAGAGAUCGAGUACGACCAGAUCACGAUCAUUGUACCGCCCUUGCGGUAGAUUGUGCUGCGACCAUAGAUGGGGGAUGCAUUUCUGGAACGAGUGCUGAUGGAAGUCCAAUUGACUUUAGGAUGGUGUACGUCCCUCCGAAGACCUACGGCCCAGGUGGCAAGAGGGCCGUUUUCAAGCAAGUCGAUGAUUAUCCAAGGAUCGUUGAUGCCUCCCGUGCGCCGAGUUAUGCACCUACCUCACCUGAGCAGAAGGAGAGUGUCCCUAUUGGUUAUAUCGACAUGCCAGAGGGGACCACCUAUGGCUACUGGGAUGCCGCCUAUGGCGUUAUGAAUGAGGCUGGUUUGUCCAUGGGUGAAAGUAGCUGUAGUGGACGUCUGGCCGCUGAGCCAAGGAAGGAUGAGUACGACACUUCAGGAGCGCUUCUCUGGGUGGGGGAACUGUCGGACAUAGCAAUGGAGCGCUGUGCAACCGCGAGGUGUGCUAUUGAGACCAUGGGUGGUCUAGCAGAGAAGUACGGAUUUUAUGGUACGACAAGUAUCGUGGAAGCGGGAGAAGCCUUGACCAUCGCUGAUAAGAGUGAAGCUUGGGUUUUCCAUAUCAUGGCUGAUGAUACUGGAAAUGGUGCGGUUUGGGUGGCCCAGAAAGUUCCCAAGGGCCAUGCGACCAUGGUGCCUAAUGUAUUUGUCAUUCGAGAGAUUGACCCUGAUGAUUCUGAAAACUUCCUUUUCUCUAAGAACAUAUUCGAUGUGGCGAGGAGGCUCGGCUGGUGGGAUGGUGUUGGCAAGCUCGACUUUGUCAAGGUUUACAGUGUGAGCGAGUAUGAUCAUCCUUAUUAUGCUGGACGUCGUUUGUGGAGAGGUCUUUCACUGUUCGCGCCCUCUCUAAAUCUUGAUCCCAAGCUCGGUGUCGACUGGGACCAUGCCACCUACCCUUUCUCUGUUAAGCCUGAUGAACCUGUUACUGUUGAUUUCCUGAAACGCUUAUACCGGGAUCAUUACGAAGGGACUCCGUAUGAUCUCACUGAUCACGUCGUUGCUGGUGGGCCCUUCAACACACCCACUAGAUAUGAUGGCGCAGAAGCUGAGAAGAGCUUCAAGCAUGGUGCAUGGGAACGUGCUAUAUCGCUGUACCGAACGCAGUAUUCGUACUUCGCUGUAGCCUACAAGGACAAGGCGAAUAUCAUCUACUUCGCUCCGGGUACCCCUCAUGCUAGUGUGUAUAUCCCCAUCGUAGUGAAGCCUCAACAAUCAGUGACGUCGAUCCCCGCUCUUGAAUAUGCAUGGCAGGGUGAAUUCAAUCGCAGCUCCCUUUGGUGGGGUGUGCUCUCCGUGUCGAACGUGAUGGAUUUGAAGUAUCGUUAUAUGAUCGAGGACGUCCGCAAGGCUCAAGUAGCAGCGGAAACUGAGAUAGACAUGAUGCUCGCAACGAAAACUGAUGAAGAGAUCGAAGCUGCUAUGCCCGAAUUCUGCAGCCAUUUGACCAGUAUAUGGUUUGAUCUUACGUUCACUCUACUCGGCAAAUACCAGAACGGGUAUGCCGAUUGGGGUUAUACGAAAAUUGGAUAUGGCCCUUCCUCGGGAUGGCUCAAGCGUGCCGGCUAUGAUAGAUUCGCAGCCUCCAAGAAGCAGUUCAAAGAUCUCAGAAGACGCUAUGCAAAGUGUCAAAAUGAAGCUGAUGAGAUACGACGGAGAAACAGAGGUCAAGCUUUCGAAGCGGAAGCUGUUCUUGAAACAGAAUAA